This is a messenger RNA of Styela clava, 1860 nucleotides long. RefSeq lists its product as uncharacterized. Gene Ontology annotation, biological process: telomere tethering at nuclear periphery; protein import into nucleus; post-transcriptional tethering of RNA polymerase II gene DNA at nuclear periphery. Gene Ontology annotation, cellular component: nuclear pore cytoplasmic filaments; nuclear pore. The record is from RefSeq and is a predicted model, not a curated record. Lineage: Eukaryota; Metazoa; Chordata; Ascidiacea; Stolidobranchia; Styelidae. Gene Ontology annotation, molecular function: structural constituent of nuclear pore; RNA binding.
UAGUGCCCCGAGCCAACACAGGAGGUAAACAUAUGACGCUGUAUGAUACUGUUCCACAAUGGACUAUUCUGUGCCUCAUAUGUAGUGAUAAUAAAAUGUUAGAGUUUGAGAUUUGUGGUCGAAAAAUCUUCAAAACGAUCGUUAUGUGCUGACAACAUACAGGAAUGGAAAAAGAAAUCCCGAAAGAUAUUUCUUUCGGCGGCAAUGCUGGAUCCAGCUCAUCACGAGAAAUAUUUGUCUUCACGGCUGAGCCAAAAUUGCUGGAGAAAAAGAAAUGUCUCCGAGGUCAUUUGCGAUCCUCGUUAUUGAAGAAAACUCCUAGAAAACCCGUUUCUUCUAGAGAUAUCGACCUCGUUAGCGGAUUGUUUGGAAAAUUGGAAGUUGCAAAAGUUGAUCCCAAAAAAACAAAAGAAAAACCUGGUGAAAAUGUGGAAGUAGUGCAAAGUGGAAUUGAUGAAGAUUUAGUUCGGCCUUCGUCAACCUCUUUUCGCUUAAGGAGUCGAACUGUUCGACAAGCAAGGAGGAGACUGAAGGCGGAUGUUGUUGAAUCUAUGAAUGUUGCAUCUCCCCAGUUAUGGGAUCAAAGCUUUGGCAAAAAUAAAAAGCAGAAUAUUUCUGAUGAAAAAGUGUUCUUUCGAGCGACUGGUGGGUUUUACAGGAUACCUUUUGCGCCACCUGACGGCACUGAUGACGACACAAAACAGAGAACAAAACAUCAAUGUAUUUCCGCAAUUCCAUACUAUCAAAACAAAAGCAUGGAAGAAAUUCGCUUUGAAGACUAUGUAACAGGUCGCAAAGGACCGAUAACGAUUACACAUUAUGGACCAAAAUUUAGAGAAUGUAUUGGUACUGAUAUUAAUAUGAGAAACAGUCAGAGAAUAACCACACAUCACCAAUGUAUUUCUGCAAUGACCGUAUAUGAACAAAACAGUCUGGAAGAGCUGCGUAUAGAGCAUUACAUGCCAUCGACUGGAUGGCGAGAUCGUGAAAAGUAUUCUCUGACACAAAAAAAAAUGCAACAACUUCCAAUAACAUUAAAUUCCAAAGUUUACAUAUUUCAAGAAAACGAGAGGGAAGAGGGAAUAGUACAAUUCAUUGGUAAACUUCCGGACAAACCAAAUAAUAAAAUAUACCUUGGAUUAGACUUGAAGGAUCCAGUUGGUAUUGGGGACGGUUGCUAUAAAAAUUUAAGACUUUUUCGCACCGCAAAAUAUCAUGCCAAAUUUGUACCACUCGAUGCAGCUCUUCCUGGCUAUUUGUUUGAUGACGACACUCAUGAGUCAAGCAGAAAUAAAGAUACUGAAACUGAACUUCCAAUAGCAAAAAGUCUACCUUCGACCAAAGAGACUGACAAAGCAUGUGGCAGCAGCAGCAGCAGCAGCAGUAAAGAAACAAAUGUAUGUGCUGUCUGUUUGACAAAUCCAAUUUCUAUUUUCUUCUUGCCAUGCGGACACGUAUGUUGCUGUGAAAGGUGCUCAAAGAAAAUGAGAGAUUGUCCCUUAUGCAGGAAAAGUAUCAAAGCAAAACACAAGGCGUAUCUUGCAUAAGUAGUUUUGUUUUCUGAUUUGUUGGUUGAUUCGUUACUUUAUUAUGAAUGACUGCCUGGCCUUUCUCUUAUAAUUUGUUUACUUAUGAACGCGACGAAAUUUUCAAAGGCGUUCUUCAUUUAUUCUUUCAUUGUUCAUUUGAAAUUCUUCGCAUUUCAUUGCAAAUCAAAUUACAUCAAAUUAAAUAACAAUAAACAGGAACCACAUAAACAUAUGUAAUGACUAUCGAUCCUUGAUAUUUUGUGGACCUUGAGUAAUCCGUGUGAUCUGUUUGUACCAGCAGGCAGCAUUGACCUACAUUUCACUUGACUAA